CGCUGCACGAUGACUUCGUGUUCCUCCCACUCUCCGGCUCCUAUCUUCCCAUAGACUCAGUGUUAUCGCGUUGCAGCACAAUAAACGCAACUGUUCCCAGUCGGCAGUGUUCGCUGUCAGUCCGUGUGGCUGGCAGGAGGAAGCUUCUAGACGACCAGACGAGACGACGUUGAACGGAUAACGCGCAAUGAUGGCGAACCACCAGACGGACGAUCAGGACGGAUUGGACCACCUGAUCGACAAGGUGGCCAAAAAUCUGGGCAAUGGAUUCGACGAUGUUCGUUACGAUCUUUUGUCGCCGGACGACUCGUUCUACAUAUCGAGUAUGUUAUUUGUGAACAUCAUCGCGAACUCGACGAACGAGGACACGGACAAGAGGACCGUUAGCAUCGUGGUGAAGAAGCCAUCACAGUCGGCUGCCCUACGGGAGAUGAUGAGGUGCGACGCUCAGUUCCACAACGAGAUAUUGUUUUACGAGAGAUUCGCGAAAGAACACGAGGAUCUGCCUAUAUGCUACUACGCGGAGGAAAGACCGCCAGCGAAGACUGUUAUUGUGCUGGAGAACAUCGGGGAAAGAGAAUUCCAGCUGUGCUCUUGGAGGUACAACGUCCCCAUGGAGUACACACUAGCCGCGAUCCGUGAGAUCGCGCUGUUCCACGCGAAGGGCUACACGAUGAAGGAGCACAGCAGGGCCGAAUUCUUCGACAUCGUGGAGAACCUAUCAGAGACACGGUAUGAUGGGAACCCGGAGAACAUGUUACGGCAUGUAAUGAACAGAACCUCGACCAGAAGUAUCGAGUAUCUCCGUAAUCGCGGUCACGACAGGGAAUUCUGCGACCGAAUGGACGCUUACCUGGGCGAUUCGUACGAGAAUAUCGUCUUGCCGAUCUGCAAGCCCGAGGAACCGCUCGCCACGCUGUGCCACGGCGAUUUCACCUUGAACAACACGUUCUUCAAACGAACGAACGGUGAAGUGAAAGCGAUGUUCAUCGAUUUCGCGAUGAUCAGAUACGGUCCGCCGGUGAUCGACCUGUCCACCUAUCUGUGUCUGCACUGCGCGGAGGAACUCGACAAGGACAUGUUAGACGGUGUAUUAAAAGUGUACAACGACACGUUGGUGGGCCGUUUGGCGGAGAACGGUGUCGAGGAACUGGAAAGGUUCUCGUACGAGACUAUGCGAGAAGAUUAUAGGAAAAAGGGCCUGGUUGGUUUUGCGAUCGCAUCGUUCUUCUUGGCUAUAGUGAUGGGAAAAUCCGAACAUUCGCCCGAAGAUAUGGCGCAGAUAAGCACGGAAGAAGUGGCGAUCGCGUUGCGGGAGUUGGGCGGGGAUGAAAUAUCGGAAAUCUUGGCGAACAUGCUGUUGAAACUGAAGGAUUUUGGAUGCUUGGACCAUGUCGUUUAA
This is a messenger RNA of Dufourea novaeangliae, 1402 nucleotides long. RefSeq lists its product as uncharacterized. Bases 188 to 1402 code for a protein of 404 amino acids. The record is from RefSeq and is a predicted model, not a curated record. The transcript has 2 exons. NCBI's taxonomy places the organism in Eukaryota, Metazoa, Arthropoda, Insecta, Hymenoptera, Halictidae.